ACCCUUUCUUCACUUCCACACUCUCUCAGUCCCAAAUUGAAGGCAUGAAGACAAAAUCCCCCUUCUUCCUCGCUCUCCUCCUCCUUCUCCUAUCCAUAUCCGCCGAAUCCCUCCACCACCACCACCACCACCAACACCCCAACUGCAACGCCGCCGCCGACCGCAGCUCCACCCUCCAAGUGUUCCACAUUUUCAGCCCCUGUUCCCCCUUCCGCCCCUCCAAGCCACUGUCAUGGGCCGACAAUGUGCUCCAAAUGCAGGCCAAGGACCAAGCCCGCCUCCAAUUCCUGUCCUCCCUUGUCGCCCGCAAGUCCGUCGCCCCCAUUUCCUCCGCCCGCCAGCUCAUCCAGAGCCCCACCUUCGUGGUCCGGGCCAAGAUCGGCACCCCUGCUCAGACCCUCCUCAUGGCCCUCGAUACCAGCAACGACGCCGCUUGGAUUCCCUGUUCCGGCUGUGUCGGCUGCCCUUCCACCACCGUCUUCUCCUCCGAUAAGUCCUCCUCCUUCCGCCCCCUCCCCUGCCGAUCCCCUCAAUGCAACCAGGUACCGAACCCCAGUUGCAGCAGUAGCUCGUGCGGCUUCAACUUGACGUACGGAAGCUCGACUGUAGCGGCGGAUCUGGUUCAAGACAACAUAACUCUGGCCAACGACUCGGUUCCGGCUUACACAUUUGGGUGCAUCACGAAGGCGACGGGUAGUUCAGUGCCGCCGCAGGGACUAUUGGGCCUGGGUCGAGGCCCAUUAUCGCUUUUGGGCCAGAGCCAGAGUCUGUACCGGUCCACAUUCUCGUACUGCCUUCCGAGCUUCAAAUCGACCGGCUUUUCUGGGUCGUUGCGUCUUGGGCCUGUGGCCCAGCCCAAGAGGAUUAAGUACACGCCGCUGCUCCGAAACCCGAGGCGGUCGUCUUUGUAUUAUGUGAAUCUAAUCGCCAUCAGAGUCGGCCGGCGAAUCGUCGAUAUUCCUCCCUCUGCUCUUGCUUUUAACUCCGCCACCGGCGCCGGCACCAUCAUCGACUCCGGGACGACAUUCACAAGGCUGGUGGCACCGGCGUAUACGGCGGUGAGGAACGAAUUCCGGCGAAGAAUAGGCAACGCAACCAUCUCAUCCCUCGGCGGCUUCGACACGUGCUACACAGUCCCCAUCAUCUCUCCCACCAUAACCUUCAUGUUCGCCGGAAUGAACGUCACUCUUCCGCCGGACAACUUCCUCCUCCACAGCUCCGCCGGAACCACCACCUGCCUCGCCAUGGCCGCCGCCCCGGAUAACGUCAACUCCGUACUCAACGUCAUUGCCAGCAUGCAGCAGCAGAACCACCGCAUUCUCUUCGACGUUCCCAAUUCCCGAAUCGGCGUCGCCCGCGAACCCUGCUCUUAAACCGCCGUCGUCCGCCGUAUCAUCUCCAGCUCCGGCGAUAUUUAUUUUUGUUGGUUUUAGAAUAAUAAGAAUGUGUGGUCAUUAUGGUUUGGUGGGGGGAUGGGGGAAAGGGUAAAGUAGUAAUUUUACAUGGCUGUUUUUAUAGUUGUGUUGUUUGGGAUUCUUAAGGUUUUAGCUUAUUAUAUCAUGGAUGUCUUAAAAGCAAAGCUUUUUUUUUUU
This is a messenger RNA of Cucurbita pepo subsp. pepo (vegetable marrow), 1592 nucleotides long. Its product is annotated as Eukaryotic aspartyl protease family protein. Gene Ontology annotation, molecular function: aspartic-type endopeptidase activity. NCBI's taxonomy places the organism in Eukaryota, Viridiplantae, Streptophyta, Magnoliopsida, Cucurbitales, Cucurbitaceae. The record is from RefSeq and is a predicted model, not a curated record. Gene Ontology annotation, biological process: proteolysis.